GGUCUUCUUUCUCUGCUUCUCUCUCUCUCUCUCUCCCUCUGGUUGCUCAUUAUUCAGAGAGAGACACACGGAAGGGCUGAGUGAGUGAGUGAGUGAGUGAGGCAGAGAGGGAGAGAGAGAGAGAGACGGAUAUCUCAGGUCAUCUGCAGCUGCAGCAAGCCAGCGAAGGAGAGAGAGAGAGAGAGGGAGGGAGAGGGGAAAGAGAGAGAGAGAGAGGAAAAAAAAGCAGGGAAAAAGAUGGCGAUCCUCCAUUGCUGAGACCUGGCAAGGCGCACAUGAGACAGGCAAAAACAACUUCCACAACAAUUGCAAGGAGGAGGAGGAGGAGGAGGUGGAGGAGGAGAAGAAAGCGAGGACAGCGAGGAGGAAGAGGAGAAGGAGGAAGAGGAGGAGGAGAAGAAGAAGGGGGAGCCGCGGACCGGGACCUUUCUGAUUUCCUAAUGUAAGAUUUACCAACAAGAACUAUGGAGGUGCUGCAGUGUGAUGGCUGUGAUUUUCGAGCACCAUCCUACGAAGAUCUUAAAGCUCAUAUUCAGGAUGUCCACACCGCAUUUCUGCAGCCCACAGAUGUUGCUGAGGAAACUCCAAAUCAGUCAAGGUUCAGUUCCAUGAAUAGCAAUGACCAGCCUGAGGUGGAAUAUUCUUCUGUAAAAGACGAAUUUGCAAUCGCAGAUGAAAUAGCAGGGCAAAAUGCAGCUCAGCUGGGGACAGCAAAUUACUACAGCCAUAGCCAGAAUUAUUAUGGCCAACAUAUGCUCUCCAAGCCAGCAAACAAAUUUUUCCAGUGUAAAUUUUGUGUGCGCUACUUCAGAUCCAAAAACCUUCUCAUAGAACAUACACGAAAAGUUCAUGGUGCUCACGCUGGGGGAUCGUCAGCUGGAUCGCCUGGUGCUGGCUCCAUGAAUUACAACAUCAUGAUGCAUGAGGGAUUUGGUAAAGUUUUUUCUUGCCAGUUCUGCACCUAUAAAUCACCAAGACGUGCAAGGAUUAUCAAACACCAGAAGAUGUACCACAAGAACAGCCUGAAAGAGAGCUCCACCCCUCCUGCCACUUCAGCAGCAUUGUCUGAAUCAGCAUGUACAUCUGUGUCGGUGCAAGACUCAUGCAAGGAGCUUCCAGCUGAAGUUGUAGAACGCAGUAUCUUGGAGUCAAUGGUCAAGCCUUUAACCAAGUCAAGAGGCAACUUCUGUUGUGAAUGGUGCAGCUAUCAGACGCCUCGAAGGGAACGCUGGUGUGACCAUAUGAUGAAGAAACAUCGCAGCAUGGUGAAAAUACUUUCAAACCUGAGGCAGCAACCGGAUGGGACCAAUAUGCCAGAAGGCUCAAGCAAAGGUCCACCAAGCCCCACCCCAAACUCCAACUAUGUCCCCAUGAAUGCUUCUGGACGCGAGAUGCCCAAUGCAAAUGUCACAAACUACAGAGGUUCUAUGAACAAUUCCCUUGGCAGGUCCAACUCCUCCUCAAAAUUUUCUUCUGUUUCUUACCCACAUUUGAAGCAUAAGGCAUCUCAUAACUCGGGCAUUGUUAAUUUGUCUGACAGAUCUCAAUAUGGGAUUGGUGACAUGGCAAAUUCUUCUGCUGAUAUGGAUACAAACAGUAUGCUAAAUGACUCCAGUUCUGAUGAUGAGUUGAAUGAACUUGAUAGUGAGAAUGGGUUGAACUCUAUGGAUCACCAAAGCUCAGGAUUAAGUGCAGAGCAGCUGAUGGGAUCUGAGGGCCACAAGUUAUUGGAAACAAAGGGCAUCCCAUUUAGAAGGUUUAUGAAUAGGUUCCAGUGUCCUUUCUGCCCUUUCCUUACCAUGCAUCGGCGAAGCAUUUCCCGCCAUAUUGAAAACAUCCAUCUAUCAGGCAAGACGGCAGUAUACAAAUGUGAUGAAUGUCCUUUCACUUGUAAGAGCUCCUUCAAACUUGGAGCUCAUAAACAGUGUCAUAGUGGUGCAGCAUCGGACUGGGAUGCAGUGAAUUCCCAAACUGAAAGUAUAGCUUCUUCUUUAAAUGAAAGCACAGUAUCCUAUGAAGGGGGUAAUAUAAAUGGCAGGAAAUCUGGGGGAAUGAUAGAUUCCAUGCAGCAACAGUCUCCACAAUCCAACUCGCAGCAUCCAUAUAAAUGUACCAUGUGCAAUUAUUCCACAACCACCUUGAAAGGUCUUCGAGUUCAUCAACAACACAAACACUCGUUUUGUGACAACUUACCAAAAUAUGAAGGCGCUUCAUCAAAUACUCCACAAGACAGUGAACCUGAUACUCUUGCCUCUCCUAGCACUGUGAAGAAAAGCCAGACCUCAAUUCUUGGACUGUCGUCUAAAAAUAAUUUUGUAGCUAAAGCCUCUAGGAAGAUGUCCAAUGACUUUCCUCUCGACCUGUCACCAGUAAAAAAGAGAACUAGAAUUGACGAGAUAGCAAGCAACUUGCAGAGCAAAAUCAGUCAAAACAAGCAGCAGGAAGAUUCAGUAAUUAACGUAGAGGACGAAGAGGAGGAGGAGGAAGACAAUGAAGUUGAGAUAGAAGUAGAACUAGACAAAGAGGAAGAACAAGCAGAACCACUGAUGGAUAUAUCGUCAUUCACUUCCCAGCAAAUGUGGGGGAGAGAUACUAGUGACACCCAGAAAGAUUCCAGCUAUAGGAAUAUCGCCCAUGAAUAUAAUUCCACUAAUGGGGCAGAAAUUGAGCUCACUAUAUCUGAGGAUGAGGAGGACUAUUACUGUUCUUCAAUGGGCUUGAAGGAUCAGGGUCUGAAUUCAUCGGUUUUGGGCAGCCAGUCAAGUAUAUAUGGAUCUGAUCAAAAUAAUGAUAAUUCUGAUUAUGGUGAUUCUGGGCGGCUUUACUACUGUAAACACUGUGACUUCAGCAACAAGUCUGCCAGGAGUGUUAGCACUCAUUACCAGCGGAUGCAUCCCUACAUUAAAUUCAGCUUUAGGUACAUACUGGAUCCUAAUGAUCACAGUGCAGUGUACAGAUGCCUUGAAUGUUACAUUGAUUAUACAAACUUUGAAGACUUGCAACAACAUUAUGGUGAGCAUCAUCCUGAAGCAAUGAAUGUACUAAAUUUCGAUCAUUCUGAUUUGAUCUAUCGUUGUCGCUUUUGCUCUUACACCAGCCCGAAUGUUAGGAGUUUAAUGCCCCAUUACCAAAGAAUGCACCCAACAGUGAAAAUUAACAAUGCAAUGAUAUUCUCAAGCUAUGUAGUUGAGCAGCAGGAAAGUCUAAACGCAGAAUCUCAGACUUUGAGAGAGAUCUUGAACUCAGCUCCCAAAAGUCUGGUUAGUUCGACCCCGGUUGCGCGUGGGACUGGUGUACCUGGUGCUUUUAACAAAAAUUCUCCAAAAAGCAACAGCCCAGAAUCUGAAAGCCAGAAGGAAUCAUCAGUAAAUAGUGUUGUAGUUUAUGACUGUGAUGUAUGUCAAUUUGCAAGUCCUAACAUGCAUUCUGUUCUAGUGCAUUACCAGAAAAAACAUCCAGAAGAAAAGGCUUCCUACUUCAGGAUUCAGAAAACGAUGCGUGUCGUGUCUGUUGAAAGGGGCUCCGCUCUGGCUCAGAUGGCGUAUGAAAUGGGAUCCCCUGUUUCCCCCAAAAUGUCCAACAUGUCUUCACAGCUUCAGCCUCCGCCACCUCCAGACCUUAUCACAGAGCUUUACUAUUGCAAACAUUGCUCUUAUAGCAAUAGGUCAGUAGUUGGAGUACUAGUGCAUUACCAGAAAAGACAUCCAGAGAUAAAAGUGACUGCAAAAUACAUUAGACAGGCACCUCCCACUGCAGCGAUGAUGAGAGCUGGAGAUAUACCUCCUGGCAUCCAUAGACCACCAACAUCUAUGCAACAGCAUAAUAGAGGCAAUUCUGGGAGAGCUGUAGCUUCCUCAGAGAAUGAGAUGUUCUUCUGCCAGCACUGUGAUUAUGGAAACCGGACUGUGAAAGGCGUGCUCAUACAUUACCAAAAGAAGCAUCGUGAUUUCAAAGCCAAUGCCGAUGUGAUUAGGCAGCAUACUGCCACAAUCAGAAGCCUUUGUGAUCGUGGCCAGAAAAACUCCCCUGGUAGCAUUCAUACACAGGCUUCCAAUGCUGAGCAAGAAAAGGCAAAGCUGAGAGCUCUCAAAUGCCGGCAAUGUUCUUACACAUCACCUUAUUUCUACGCCCUAAGGAAGCACAUUAAAAAGGACCACCCGAGCUUGAAGGCCACAGUCACAUCUAUUUUGCGAUGGGCCUUUCUGGAUGGCCUAAUAGAAGCUGGUUAUCAUUGUGAAUGGUGUAUCUACUCUCAUGCUGAGCCCAGCGGCUUACUCGUGCAUUACCAAAGGCGACAUCCUGAGCAUUAUGUGGACUAUACUUAUAUGGCAACAAAACUCUGGGCAGGGCCAGAUCCUUCACCGCCAGCCAUGUUGAUACCCUCAGAGAUGAAAACGUACAAAUGCAGGGACUGCAUUUUUGAAGCAUCUUCCAUUUGGGACAUCACUAAUCACUACCAAGCUUUUCAUCCAUGGGCUAUGAAUGGGGAUGAAUCUGUAUUGCUAGAUAUCAUUAAGGAGAAAGAUGCUGCCGAUAAAGGUGACGAUGCUAGUGCCAGGUUAAAUUCAGAGGACCAGAUGUCAGGAACACCGUUGGACCAGGAUACUGAAUAUGCAGGAGAUUCAAACCUUUCCCAAGACAAAGCAAUCCAGCUCACUUCUGUGAAUCCUGCAAUAUCUUCAACCCCAUACCAGUGCACAGUGUGCCAAUCAGAAUACAACAACUUGCAUGGCCUUCUAACUCACUACGGCAAAAAACAUCCUGGAAUGAAAGUGAAAGCUGCAGAUUUUGCACAGGACAUCGAUAUUAAUCCAGGUGCUGUGUACAAAUGUAGGCAUUGCCCAUACAUCAAUACACGUAUCCAUGGUGUUCUCACACACUAUCAGAAAAGGCACCCUUCAGUUAAGGUCACCGCAGAAGAUUUUGUACAUGAUGUGGAGCAACCUGCUGACAUGACCCAGAAUGAUGUGGAAGAGACCAGUAGGAUUUUCAAGCAAGGGUAUGGUGCUUACAGGUGUAAGUUGUGCCCUUAUACACACGGCACUUUAGAGAAACUCAAAAUCCAUUAUGAAAAAUAUCAUAACCAGCCUGAAUUUGAUGUGUUUGCACAGUCACCUCCCAAGUUUCCAACAUCCAUAGAACCUGAACUAGUAACUGAAAUGAAGCCCUCCCCAGAAAUCCCACCUGAAGAGAUAAUCGGAGAGGACAUUAUGUCCCCUUCCCACUUUUCAAGUUCCCAUUUGGUUUCUCACACUGUAUUCCGGUGCCAGCUCUGUAAGUAUUUUUGCUCCACGAGGAAAGGCAUAGCGAGGCACUACCGAAUAAAGCACAACAAUGUGCGGGCCCAGCCAGAAGGCAAGAACAACCUCUUUAAAUGUGCGUUGUGUUCCUACACAAAUCCUAUCCGAAAAGGUCUGGCUGCACAUUAUCAGAAGCGUCAUGACAUUGACGCAUACUAUACCCAUUGCUUAGCAGCCUCAAGGACUGUAACUGACAAGCCCAAUAAAGUAAUUAUUCCAUCGCCCCAGAAGGAUGAUUCUCCUCAGCUAAGUGAGGAACUGAGAAGGGCUGUGGAGAAGAAGAAGUGCUCUUUGUGCUCCUUCCAGUCCUUCAGCAAAAAAGGAAUCGUGUCCCAUUACAUGAAACGCCACCCAGGAGUGUUCCCGAAGAAACAGCAUGCAAGCAAGUUGGGGGGUUACUUCACUGCUGUGUACGCUGAUGAGUAUGAAAAGCCGGAGCCUUCCCCUGAGGAGAAGAAUGAUUUUGAGAAGCUGGAGGUUGAGGUUGAGGAGCCGGUGCCGGUGCCGGAAAUGGAGUGGCUUCCCUUCCGGUGCGUUAAGUGUUUCAAACUCUCCUUCAGCUCAGCUGAGCUCCUGUGCAUGCAUUACACCGAGCACCACAGCAAGGACUUAAAGAGAGACUUUACCAUCCUGGGAAGUGGCGUCCAUUUCCCAGACCCCCUCUACCAGUGCCGGCAUUGUGAUUGUAAAUUGCACAGCAUUGCAGAGCUGACCUCACACUUGAACAGCCACAAUGAGGAAUUCCAGAAGCGUGCCAAACGUCAGGAGAGAAGGAAGCAGCUUCUGAGCAAGCAAAAAUAUGCAGAUGGUGCUUUUGUAGAUUUCAAGCAAGAGAGGCCUUUUGGUAGCUUGGAAGAAAUUUCAAAACUGAAGGAGCGGAAGGUUGUGGGAUACAAGUGUAAAUUUUGUGUGGAAGUUCAUCCAACUCUACGAGCCAUCUGCAACCAUCUUCGUAAGCAUGUUCAGUAUGGGAAUGGUUCCUCGGUGUCUGCUGCAGUCAAGCAGGAAGUUGAAGAUCCUUCACAUGCAGCUUUCUUGGAGGGUAUUGAGGGAGCCAAAGACCCUGGCAGUGUUGCCACUCUGGAACUUACAGAAGCUGAAUCUGGACCAUCACUGGAAGAUGAAACCAGACCUGGUGGCUACCACUGCAGCCAGUGUGACCGGGUUUUGAUGUCUAUGCAGGGUCUACGAUCGCAUGAGAGGAGCCACAUGGCACUGGCCAUGUUUACUCGUGAAGACAAGUACAGCUGCCAGUAUUGCUCCUUUGUCUCAGCUUUCAGGCACAAUUUGGAUCGCCAUAUGCAAGCUCACCAUGGACAUCAUAAACCAUUCCGCUGCAAACUCUGCCCAUUCAAGUCCUCGUAUAAUAGCCGGCUGAAAACUCAUCUGCUCAAAGCUCAUGCUGGUGAACAUGCCUACAAAUGCUCCUCCUGCUCAUUUUCCACCAUGACAGUCAGCCAGCUGAAAGAGCACUCCCUGACAGUGCAUGGGAAGGCACUGACACUACCAAGACCACGCAUUGUCAGCCUUGUAACCUCGCAUGCUCACCAUGCCUCCAAGAACCACACUACCGCUGAAGAAGUGGAAGACUCUAAUGAAAUGCAAGAUUUUCCUGAGUUGUGUCUGUCCCCGUCCCCCCCACACACAUAUUGGCUACAUCUCUACAAAUCAGAUUCUUCCUACUCAGAGCCUCCAGAUGUCCAGCAGCAAUUGAACCACUACCAGUUAGCAGCCCUGGCAAGGAACAACAAUAACAUUAGCCCUGUCCCGGACCAGAAAGACGAACCCGUCCUUAAUUGUGAAUUUUGUGAAUUCUCUUCGGGUUAUAUUCAGAGCAUUCGGCGCCAUUACCGUGACAAACAUGGUGGGAAGAAGCUGUUCAAGUGCAAAGAUUGUUCCUUUUAUACUGGCUUUAAAUCUGCUUUUACUAUGCAUGUGGAAGCUGGACAUUCAGCAGUUCUUGAGGAAGGACCCAAAGACCUCCGCUGUCCUCUCUGCCUGUACCACACCAAAUAUAAACGGAACAUGAUUGACCAUAUUGUCCUUCAUCGAGAAGAGCGAGUGGUUCCCAUAGAAGUGUGCCGUUCGAAGCUGUCCAAAUACCUGCAGGGAAUUGUUUUCCGCUGUGACAAGUGCACAUUCACCUGCUCCAGUGAUGAGAGCCUACAGCAGCACAUAGAGAAGCACAAUGAGUUGAGACCUUACAAAUGCCAACUCUGCUACUAUGAGACCAAGCACACGGAUGAGCUGGACGUCCACCUCCGAGAUGAGCAUAAAGUGAGUCGCAAUUUUGAACUGGUUGGACGGGUUAACUUAGAUCAAUUGGAACAAUUGAAGGGGAAAGAGGAAAGUUCCAGCAGUGACGAGGAAGAAAAGGAAGAAGAGAUGAGCCCCAAGACUGAUGAGAGAGAGUCCAUGGGGUUCUCAGAGAACGGUCCACCAGAAAAAAGGUUUGCAUGUGAAUUUUGUGGCCGGACGUUUGCAGAGGGCUCCGAGUGGGAAAGGCAUGUACUGAGGCAUGGCAUGGCUGUGAAUGAAAUCAAUCAGGUGAUUAGUGAAGACAGCCAGCUAAAAGAGAACCCAGAAGAGAAUGUGAAGUUACCGUUGGCAGAAGAGAUGGAAAGCAGCAUGUCAAUAGUGGUGGACUUUUCCCACAAGAAUGAACCUGCCGUCUGUAUUGUUGCUGCUGCUGAUAAAUCACUCCAAGAGAAUACAGAGGCCAAAAGUGAAUGAGCACCUGGUGUGAUUUCAGACAACCUACUUGAACAGUGAUGGAUGGGAUGGGGUGGGGAGGGGGACAAGGAAGAAUCAAAGCUGCUUUUAGGACUGAAUGAUCUAUUUUCAAAGCACUGGUACCUGUGUGUGUGCGUGCGUGUGUGUGUGUGCGUGUGUGUUUUUGCGUGUGUGUACAUAUAUUAAAUUUAUUUAAUUGAGGACAACAAAACGAUGUGGCUUCAUGACAUCUCUGCAACUCUUCUGGAUCUUGACAGUGGGACGUUUCCGUUCAAUUGGACUCGAGGAGCAAACUCGCCAAUGCUCUUUGCGUUAUACCGUUGUGCUUUGCCAUGGACACUUUGGAUCAUUUCAAGGAUGGAAGCGUCAUGAGGAUGGAAGAGUGCAGAGGACAAUUUUCAGCGCACAACUUUGGGCGCUUUUUUUCUAAUUUUAAUAUACAUAUGCUUUUCCAGACUGACUGACUGACUGACUCGCUUUAGAAGAAGAAGAAAACAAAACAAAAAAACUGCUUUUUGCUUAAAACAGUCACCUGUUUCCUAGUACCUCAGAAUUAACCAAGGGAAAUAUUAAAAAAAUACAAAUCUCUGCAUUUGUCAGUACUACCUGUUGUUGUUGUGGUUAAAUGUAGAGACAAGACUGCUGAGCAAGAUGGUGAAUGGAAGAAAAACCACAAAGUUUUAAAACAAAAGGAAAACAAAAUUGUGCUCAAAAAUCCCUGUGGGGGUUUUAUUUCUUAAAUACUGUGAUUUUUUAAUUAUUUUAGUAAAAAAAAUACAAAAAAGAAAGAGAGAAAGAGAGAGAAAGAGAAUUCCUAGAUACCUGUCCGUGGCUUGUCAUCUUUUAUUCCAGGUAAGCUGUUUGUUAGCGUUCAGCUAUGAUUUUAGGGUGCGUGUGUGUUGUUGUGGUUUUUUUUAAAAGACUCAUGUGACUGACUAUGUGCCGUUCUUGUUUUGCCCCAUGUCUCCGUCUGCUCAGCCUAAGGGGUUACAAACACAGCACAAUUAAGUUUCGGGUUGUUGGUUUGUUUGUUUUUUCACGUAAAGUAUUGUUACUCCCCACCCUGGCCCUCUACCCACCCAGUAGAUGAUGCUGGGAAGGGGGAUUAGUUUUUGUGAAUAUAAUGGGGGUUUUUAUUCUCUCCCCACUCCUGUUAGUUUCAAACAUGUGAAAAUAGCAAAGAAGUGACUUUUUAAAAAAGAAAAGAGGAAAAACAGAAAGAGAAAACCCCCAUUAAUACUAAAGAACCAAACUUACAGCACAGCUAUGCAGGUUGUGGGCCAAAUGGCUCCUCGUAAUCAUUCUGUUGCUUGUCAGAUUUCAACAUCUCUCACUGGUUUUUAUUUUCGUUCUUACGAAUGGUUGCCUUUUCUUCGUAUGUGGUGCGUCUUGUUUUGGUGCGAUGGGGGAGAAAGGGAGGGAGCUGAUGGCUCUGAAAUUCCCGGCAUUUCGGAAAUUCUGAAAGCAUAAUUUUGAAAGCUUGAGGUGAUCCAGUUCUGUACUAUUUGGAGGUAGAUGGUCUACUCUUUGUGAAUUUCAUGAACAUGCUCCCGUUAGCUCUUCGCAUGAUGGGGAACAGCGAAGCAUAAAUAGGAAUCUACUACAUCCAUGGGGAUUUGAGACUGGUGUUCCUGAAUUCAUGCGAAGUGUCUUCGAACGUUUUGCAUGACCAUGAAUCAGAAGGUCGGGACCCAUGGGGGAAAUGGUCUGAUUGUGAACAAAGGGGUUUCUUUCCAAAAAGUAGAAAGUAUUUGACUGAAACUUAGUUUAGAAAUGCAUGUGUCUCUUUGGGUUGUUCUUCAUUUUCAUUUCUUCUUUUUUGGUUUGGCGCUUUUUUUUAACUUGGAGGGUUGGGGUGGGAAGGGUGGGCACAAGAGGAAGCUGGUGAGAAGUCGAGAGCCAACAGAACUUCUCCUCAAAUUGAUGGCAAACGAAGAGUGGAAAAGGAAACAAAAAAAUGAAAAAUAAUACUGUUGCAUUUGUGAAAUAAGUGCUACUUGAAAAGCAUGGUGUUUUGAUUUUGAGGAUUCAUAUUUUGUGGGGGGUAGGGACCUUUUUUAUUUGGAGGGAGGGACAGUCAUGUGGAAAACACAUUGAAAGGACAAGUAUAAAUACACAUUUUGUGUCUGAAUGUUUUCUUUUAAAUUGGCCUCGUUUCAAAUGUAUUUAAACAGUUCCAUACCUGGAUUGGGUGUUUGUAAUGGUUACCAAAAAUGAAAAAGAUGAAAAAAAAAGAAAUAGAUGACAAAAAAUGAAAUAAAUGAUUGUGACAUGCUUUUAUCACUACUUUAUUUUUCAAAUAACAUGUAAAUAAUGUAAUCCAUUGGAUUUGUUUUGUUUUGUUUUUUGCUAACCUGUUAAUAAAUAUAUGGGACCAUUAUCCUUUUUAACAAGUCUAGAAUGUCAUAUUUUUUCUUGUGUUUCCCCUCCCACCCUCCCAAAUGUAUACCUUGAUAUAUUGUGGACACACAUUUUAGAUGCAUUAUUAUGAUUCUGUUGGCUGUAAUGAUGACCUAGGAUUGAGAAUAACAUUUUUUCAUUUGUUUAAUUUAUACAGAGGACUUUUUCAGAGUUUGACAGAAGGAAAUAAAUAGCAAAAUGAUAA
Messenger RNA from Anolis sagrei ordinatus, 10638 nucleotides. RefSeq names its product zinc finger protein 462 (gene ZNF462). The record is from RefSeq and is a predicted model, not a curated record. Gene Ontology annotation, biological process: positive regulation of transcription by RNA polymerase II. NCBI's taxonomy places the organism in Eukaryota, Metazoa, Chordata, Lepidosauria, Squamata, Anolidae. Gene Ontology annotation, cellular component: nucleus.